UCGCCAGACAGCUCGCCGCUACGGGUGCAUCUCGCGGCAGUUCACAGUCGUCUUCUAAAGCAAGCUCAUUAGUCGUUCAGCAUUCGGCCGGGACACCUUUCCGUGGAUCACGCUACACACGUUCGAACAUCUCGUGUCCCGUUCCACUCGAUAUUCCACCUUUAUCUCCUCCGUAAACACUUCUCCCUCCAUCCAUCUAUCUCUUAUCUCACCUUCCGUUCCCAAUCAGAGGCUAUCGACCAACUACCAGAACAAAGUUUUCAUCGAACAAGUUAAGAAACAAACAUCUCCCGCCGCGCUCGAUAUCGCACAGUCUUUCCGCGAGGGGAUGCUCCGAAGCUCGAUAGGCUCUCGUACACGUGCUAGUUGAUCGUCUCUUACUUCUUCCACCAAAAUAUUUUUAAAUACUCGCGAUUCAUCGUCCCCGCGCGUUUUCUUCGGUUAUGACAUCCGUCCGGUUCCAGUGAAUCUCUUGGAACAGUCUGCGAGUCUCCUAUCCAACGACGUCUCGAUGAUCGAGUGUCGCGUGGCAUCGAUAUUCUUCGAACGGAUAAGUCGAACGUAAGGAAACACCAACCACGGUAUCGUGAAAAUCGGUCGAAAAAGGACGAUAAAGGGGAAAGGGAAGCGCGGAUCCAGAUACACGGAUCGAUCAGGUGAACGGGGUGUACGUAAUCGAGGGUGAAGGCGGAACUCGGGCGAGCCGAGGUCGUCGACACCGCGACGCGACGUCGUCGGUGCGGAAUAUCAAGGGAAAUAUAACGAGCACGGUAUCGAGAGAGCGAAACUCGGCCGAUGGUCGAAACAACGUCGACUCAACGGUUCGCGAUCAAGUUACCCAUGCUGCAACCACCGUCUCCUCUCUUGGAGAUGGCAUCGCUACGUCUGCCGGACUCCGAGGAGUUUGACGUUGAUACGCGUCGUAGAAGCAACAAUGGAAACGUCCCGCCUACCACCGUUUCGGCCAUUCCACAGACCACGGGUACCCUCUUGCAGAUGAGGAACGAUCUUGGCGAUUAUUUGAACAACCUGAUCGCGGAGGCUAUCACGACCAAUCCCAGGACAUCGAUGGAGGAGCAGAGUGGACUUUUGAACGCCAGCAAGACGGCGAACCUCUCGACCGCUGAACAAAUUCCCGAUCGGCUGUACAGGCACAGCAUGGCUAUGUCGGCGGUUUACUGUGUCGCUUACGUUCUGGUCUUUGUCGUCGGUCUGAUCGGGAACAGUUUCGUCAUAGCCGUGGUGUAUCGGUCACCGCGGAUGCGGACUGUAACGAACUUCUUCAUCGUCAAUCUCGCGGUCGCCGAUGUCCUCGUCAUUGUCUUCUGCCUGCCUGCUACCCUGAUGAGCAACAUCUUUGUCCCAUGGUUCCUGGGAUGGUUCAUGUGUAAAGCCGUCGCUUAUAUACAAGGCGUUUCCGUGGCGGCCUCUGUCUACAGCCUUGUUGCGGUUUCCUUGGACAGGUUCCUGGCGAUCUGGUGGCCCCUGAAAUGCCAAAUAACAAAGAGGCGAGCUCGCAUGAUGAUAGUCGUGAUCUGGUUCAUCGCCCUCACCACCACAUCUCCGUGGUUGCUCUUCUUCGAUCUGGUGUCGAUUUACGACGACGAUCCAGACCUGAGGCUCUGCCUGGAAGUGUGGCCGCACCCCGAAGACGGCACCCUCUUCUUCCUCAUCGGCAAUCUAACAUUAUGCUACGUUCUUCCCACGAUUUUGAUCUCUCUUUGCUAUAUCCUGAUCUGGAUAAAAGUAUGGCGAAGGCAUAUCCCCUCUGACACGAAGGACGCUCAGAUGGAGAGGAUACAGCAGAAAUCGAAAGUAAAGGUGGUGAAGAUGCUGGUCGUCGUAGUGAUUCUGUUCGUGCUGUCGUGGCUGCCGCUCUACGUGAUCUUCACGGUGAUCAAGCUUGGCGGAGACGUUGCCGAAAGAGAGGACGAGAUCCUGCCUAUCGCCACGCCGAUCGCUCAAUGGCUUGGCGCCAGUAACUCCUGCAUCAAUCCCAUCCUGUACGCCUUCUUCAACAAGAAAUACCGUCGUGGUUUCAUCGCGAUCCUCAAGAGCGGACGCUGCUGUGGCAAGAUCAGGUACUACGAAACGGUGGCCAUGAUGUCCUCGUCGACCAGCAUGAGGAAAUCUUCGUACUACGUGAACAACAACAAUAACAACUCAUCGACCAGGCGAACCUUCCAUGGGCCGCCGGUGCACCAAGAGAGCAACGUUUCCUACAUAUUCAACCACACCGGCGUCUAAAUCAGUAAACACUUCGUAGUGAUUCGAUGUAUUCCGAGGCUGACUGCCCGGAACGGGCUUAACAGUGAGCCGGUCCGAGAUUCUGGGUCACGCGUGAUCGUCACGAUUGUCACUCGGAUCGGAAGUCGCCGAUUACAGAGUCCCAACCAUGGAAGCACGUUGCCAACCCGCGAAAGCGAUCGUUUGCUCGUUUCUUCUGCCCCUUCGUUUUUCUACGCAUCCUUUGAUUUUGAUCGCGAUCGUAUGUAACGCGACGCGUUCCAGUUUCCCCUAUUGUCGACGAAUCUGUCGUUUUCUAUCGUCUCGCGCAACGUGCAUCGUAAUUUCAUUGAAGACGAGCGUGAUCGUGUAACCACGCUGCUUUUACAAAUAGAUCUGCACGCGUCGUUGUCACGGAUCCCUUCUUUGCCUCGAGGUAUCCGGACUGGAUGCGAGACAUUCUUUCGGACUUACCUUGCGACGAAGAAACUGAGUAAAAAGAUUCGACGAACGAGGACGUAGAUCGCGUUCAGGUGCUCGCAUACUUCGGAGGCUUUCCUCUUUUUUACGAGCACCUUUCUAGAUUUUUAAGGUAUUCACGAACAAAGGGACCGAGUUGUCUGCUUCGAGCGAAACAAGCGAAAAAUGUGACGGCAACGAGUAGAGGGACAGGACAGAACUAGCAACUUCAUUUGUCCGAACCUUUGAAGAGGCGAGAGAGACAAACGGUUUAACACGAUGGAAACUGUACGUCGAUUCGCCUCGCCAUCUACGAUUUCUCGUUCAAAUAGUAAAAGUUCGGGCAACGAGAGUUUAGUUGACUCAACUAGUCGCUGAUUAAAAUUUCGUUCCAAUGAACGCGGUUCUACCGUAAAAAGUACGUGAGUUCGAUACGUCACCGCCACAAGACACGGUGUACGUUGCUCGCGAUACUCGCCAGCGUAAUUAGCGUGCGAAUACAAUUAAUAAUUCCGAGAGAACGGCUGGCAGCGCGACACAGACCGUUUGCUAUAACGAUGCUUCUGGAACUGGUGGUCCAUUCGUAAUUGUACUUGUCGUCUGAACGAAAAAGGUCGCUAGCGAAUUAAGAAACUGCGCGCACCGUUGACUCGUCACGACGAUUUACUCAUAGGUCCUUAGGAUAACGUAAUACAGAAAUUUAUCCGUGCAUUGCAUGCUGCGAUUUAAGUGACACUAAUUGCAUAACACCUAACGUUACCUUACACAUUAUUGGUAUAGCAUAUACGUGAGUUAUCGAGAUAGAGAUAAAAAGGGAAAACGAAAGAGAAAGUAAGCUAGAACAGAGGCUGAAACAGAAUGUAGAAGUAAAAGAGAGAGAGAGAGAGGGAGAGGGAGAGAGCAUUCGAGAAUUUUUAUUAAACACUACCUCCGCAUGCGAGAACAGCAGAUUACUACGUAUAUACACUACUUGUACUUAUUAUUCGUAGCACGGUCGACUCCAGCAAGUAUAAUACAUAUACACGUAUAUACAUAUAUAUAUAAAUAUAUAUAUACAUAUAUAUAUUUUCUUAUCGGAACGUUAGACGAUCUAGUUGAUAUUUUUUUUUUUCUUUUUGUUUUCUGGGGACUUCUUACGGUGCCAUACGUAUAGCGAUAAAUACACGUGCCGCGCGUAUCAUCGCGCAAGAAGUAAAAAAUAUUUAAAAGAAGCGGUUAACGCGUAAUCGACGCACCGACCAGACAGCGAAGAGAGUGCGCACGAUGGUUCUAACGUUACAUCGAUCGAAACGAUGGAACGAUCGAACGAUUAACAACGCUUUCGUCUUUGCCACGUUGUCAAGUUGCCUGCCUCCUUCCGUCUUCUGUGAUCCAAUUCAACUCGUCGCUUGUUCCACUCCCAAACCCAGUCGCACCUACUCGUUCCUCUGUGUGUCUACGCCGACCUAGAGAAAGGCGGAAGCGCCCGACUUUACAGUUUUGUCUCGAAUUAAUAUCGACCGAUUACGCGUGCGACGGAUCAACGCGAUGACUGGCGACAAUAACAACCUUUUACGCCCCAGGAGGGCAGCUCCUGCCGCGAGUUAGUUCAGAGAUCAAGCUACGUAAGUACUCGUGACAAAUAGUUCGACAUCAUAGUGACGCUUUUGGUUAUAUUUCGAUCACGACGCUUGAUUUCACCACGAUAUAUCGCGAUUAUAAUUGGUGGAAAGAGGAUCGAUCGAUUUCGAUGAUUUUCCACGAGCACGCGUUCGUAUUAUUUUACAGCUCGAUCUCUCCAACCGUAACGUAGAGAUAUCGUACAGGGCGUUGUAGUUGUUUCCUGUCAAACUUUGUCGCUAUAUCGUAUAAGCAGGAGAAGAAGAAAGUACACACGUAUGUACGUAUAUGGAUUGUUCGAAGCUUUGUCAAAAAGUUGUAAUGAAAAUAUAGAAUACAAAGGAAAGGGUAACACAAGUAUCGCUAGAUUUUAAUACUUCGUUUGAUAAUGUUCAUCGUUCCUGUCGAUACACGACUGACUGAUACAAGCUGUAAAAAAGUUGGAUUUAUUUCGAUAUUUUAUUCGACGAUAGAGUUCAUUUCGAUUUUAUUGCAACUCGGUAAAUCAAUCGUUGAUUCUUGCAAUCAAUGCCAGUUCGAUAUAUCUUUCCUCGAAAGAGCAAAGUAUCGUUCCCUUUCCUUUCUGUAGUUUUCUUACAACAUUUUGCUAUACGAAACUUCGAACAACCCUAUUCGUACAACAUUCAUUUUCUUCUUUGUGCUCGUACAACGUACCGACAUAGUUUAGCCUGGAUAAAACGGCAACGCUUCGUAGUUUUCGCUCGUUUUCUAGCCACGUGUCGCUGUAACUCGCCAACGAGGAACAACUUGUCGAAGCACGUAUAAUUCGUCUUACAGUUGCUUAGUUCAAAGAAUCGCUAUGAAAUUGUAAUUUUCCCGUUAUCUGUUCAAAUUCCACGUUAUUUCAACUACUUUCUGUACAUUACUUUUGUUAAAUUUAUUAUUUAAAAAAGUCGCGCAUUUCAUGGCAAUUCGCGCGACAGUCUACGAUAAACCGAACUUGCGAUCGUUUCGAUUUCCACCAAAUACAAAAUUAUUCGUUUUCGAUGUUGAAACACGAAACUCGUAAUUUGAUUAUUUCGUGUAUACUCCAUCGACAAAGAAUCGAGACUAUCUUUCACAAACGUUUGUUCGCUUUUAACGAGUUGCAAAUAACGAUUCGUUGUUCUUGUACGAGACUCUUAUCGGGCAUUCGCGUAGCGCACACCCUUUCCUCCGUGUCGGAGGAUAUCUCCGUCGAUCAGCCGUGGAUCGUUUCCCUUCGGCGAAGAAUCCGAUACGCGCGAUAACAGCGAGAUGGAAAUCGCGACGAUCGACGAAAGGAAAGGGCAAAGGAAAUGGGAAAAAAGGCAGCAUGGGAUUUCACGCGCGCUUUAACGCUACCGACGAGCAUUAUACCUCGAUCCUUUGUAAUACCGAUGUAAGAUGGUAACGUGUUAAAACGAAAAGCUGCGGGGUUUUAUGAUAGAGCAACUAUUUUCGUAAGGUUUUUAUACGUGGCGAUGACAGGAUCUAGAUGUAACGAAAACGUAUGCGAAAUAUAAUUGUACAGACGGCUGUAAACGAGGAAUACUUUAUUCAUAUCUAUCGUAGGCUCGUAACCGAUGCGACGCCGACCGAGUCUCGCGUGACGUUUCUUAAAAAGUAACAAAUGUAAAACGGAGAAACCGUUAGAGAUAAACGCGCGAGGGAUAAGUGGCGAAAGCUAAGAGAAAAGUAAUUGUAAAAAUGAACGAGGAGGAAAUGUAGAGAUAACAAAAGGACUUACGAGUCGAGGAAGUAACUAUAAAUAAUCGAGAAGCGACUGUAUACUUACGUAAGCGCGACUCUAAGCAUCUUGUAAGUUAACAAUCUACUACAUAUAUCGUAAGAACAUGAUAUUUAUAUAAAUAGCAUUUAUGUAUACGGUGUAUGCAUAUGUGUGUGUGUGUAUAUAUAUAUAUAUAUAUACACACACACAUGUAUACAUUUAUCGUACACGUGAAAACUAAACGUCUAUCCGCUGCUGUCUUUAUGUACAUAAUGUAACUUAUCGUGUAAUAUUAUUGUACAUACAUAAGUAUCGUAUAUCAUUGCUAUAUCGUUACUAUAUACACCGCCGUUACCUUCGUUCUUAUUCGUUGCUCUCUAAUCGGAGAGAGAAAAUUCUUACUCGUCUCAUCGAGAAAUAUCCUCAUCGGAGAGCGAACGAGCUUGUUCACCGUUUUACCGUCUCGUGAGAUACGUUUCGUGUACGCACAGUCAAAGAAAGACGGACUUUUUGCUGUUCUAGAAAAGGAGUCUCUCUCCCUCUCUCUCUCUCUCUCUAUAUCUCUCUAUCUCUCUAUCUCUUUCUCUUUCCGUAUCUCUAUCGUUGGAUCCGUUAUUAUUCGAUUAAUUGUCGAUAAACGCUCUCGAUCGUGUAUAUGUUCGUUUCGAUUGUACAUAUAUAUAUUAACCGCUGUAUUUCGAGCACCGCCCAUGCGUUCACGGUGUUUCGAACCUACUCGAAGGAUUCAGAUUUUAUUGAUAAAUGUUAUUCCAACUA
Messenger RNA from Bombus pascuorum, 6772 nucleotides. Its product is annotated as neuropeptide SIFamide receptor-like. Gene Ontology annotation, biological process: G protein-coupled receptor signaling pathway. NCBI's taxonomy places the organism in Eukaryota, Metazoa, Arthropoda, Insecta, Hymenoptera, Apidae. Bases 796 to 2247 code for a protein of 483 amino acids. The transcript is spliced from 3 exons. The record is from RefSeq and is a predicted model, not a curated record. Gene Ontology annotation, molecular function: neuropeptide Y receptor activity; peptide binding. Gene Ontology annotation, cellular component: membrane.